Messenger RNA from Talaromyces atroroseus, 1485 nucleotides. RefSeq lists its product as hypothetical. NCBI's taxonomy places the organism in Eukaryota, Fungi, Ascomycota, Eurotiomycetes, Eurotiales, Trichocomaceae. Bases 1 to 1485 code for a protein of 494 amino acids. The record is from RefSeq and is a predicted model, not a curated record. Gene Ontology annotation, molecular function: homogentisate 1,2-dioxygenase activity. Gene Ontology annotation, cellular component: cytoplasm. Gene Ontology annotation, biological process: L-phenylalanine catabolic process. The transcript has 5 exons.
AUGGACAAGUUCGUGCCAUCCAACCAGGGCUCAAUCUCAAUGACCUCCCCUGCGAAAUCCUCACAUGGAAGGUCUGCGACUGACUGCUAUACCUCACCACCAACUGAAAGUGAUCCUUAUCGGUAUAUGCAGGGGUUUGGAAAUCGAUUUGCAUCCGAGGCAGUGCCGGGAACUCUUCCUGAAGGAGGCCGCAAUGUACCCCAAAGAUGUGCCUUUGAUCUUUACUCGGAACAGUUGAAUGGUACAUCAUUUAUAUCAUCACGGCAGACCCUACAACAUGUAUGGAUGUAUCGAAUACGACCCUCUGUGGCACAUCGCCCGCUGGAACCCAUGACGUUGAACACUGAUAUUGAAGCCUGCUUCUCUCCCUCCAAUCCAUCCAUAAAAUACACGCCCCUCAGCUACACCUGGGGCCCUCUCGAAGUCCCCGAACUAGCGACGUCAACAACGUUCUUGACUGGUCUCAAAACAAUUGGUGGACACGGUGACCCAACAAACAAAGAAGGACUAGCGGUUCACAUGUAUGCAGCGAACGCAAGUAUGGAAAGCGAGGCAUUUUGCAACAAUGACGGUGACUUUUUGAUAAUACCAACUGAAGGAGCCCUGGAUGUCCAAACCGAGCUCGGCCGGAUGAUGGUAUCUCCAGGUGAAAUCUGCGUCAUACAAGCCGGCAUUAGAUGGAAGGUUAGCCUGCCUGGUGGUAAAGCAAGGGGCUAUGUACAGGAGAUUUUUGGAAGCCACUAUGAACUGCCAGAGCUAGGUCCAUUGGGUAGCAAUGGGAUGGCGCUUCCACGAGACUUUGAAACACCGGUAGCGAGUUUUGAUAUCGACGAGACAAAGUGGACUAUCAUCCACAAGCUGACCGGAGAGCUAUUCCGCUAUGAACAGGGCUGGACACCGUUUGAUGUAGUGGCAUGGCAUGGAAACUAUGCUCCCUACAAAUACGAACUUUCGAAAUUCGUUUCAUUCAACUGCACUCUGAAAGAGCAGGUGGACCCUACAAUACACACUGUCCUAAUGGCCAGGUCAAAAAUACCCGGGGUAUCUCUUACCGAGUUUGCAGCGUUUCUCCCCAAGUGGCAAACGAGCACCAACACCUUCCGCCCUCCAUAUUACCAUCGCAACAUGGCAACCGAGAUUGGCGGUCUCAUCUACGGCAAAUAUGGAGGCAGUACAAGAGAACAGGUUGCUGGGGGUCUGACCCUGGAAAAUAGUUAUAUGCCACAUGGAGAAUCCUACGAAGCAUGGGUGAAAGCAACAUCUGAGCCACUCGAGAAUAUUUUGGUUGGACGAGAUAGUCUUGGCUUCAUGCUUCAUAUUAGCUCGCAUUUCUCGGUCACCAAGUUCGCUAUGGAAAGACAUAGCUGCAUCCGGUCUCAGCGGGUUGCAUUUUGGGACAACGUCAAGGGACCAUUCCUUGACCACAUCCCUGCCAUCAAUAAGAUGUUACAGGAGCAGGGACUCUCUCCUUUGGGGACCCCUUGA